Messenger RNA from Cryptococcus amylolentus CBS 6039, 2123 nucleotides. RefSeq lists its product as hypothetical. Lineage: Eukaryota; Fungi; Basidiomycota; Tremellomycetes; Tremellales; Cryptococcaceae. The transcript has 7 exons. The record is from RefSeq and is a predicted model, not a curated record. Bases 221 to 1699 code for a protein of 492 amino acids.
UCGACACGAGGCAGCUCUUCCAUGCGGCGAGUGCCACCUCGGCCUAAGCGCCGCCCCUCCAAUCGAGGCUCGUGCGCUGCCUCCACCCUGCGCCGGCUGCGAGUAUAUAUAUAAAGAGGACCCCGCCAUCUCCUUCUCUCUUCCCCAUCUCUCCCCACAGCCAGCUCCCGGGCUACAAUCCGGUCAAACCCCUCCUGUCAUAUAUCUGUCUCAUAGCAACAUGUUUCCUUACACCCGCCCUGCCCAUGUCCAUUCCCCGUCCUUCUGUCCUGAUCCAUGUCAGCCAUUCCUCUCAUCCGACGCUGCCUACGAACAGGCUUUCGACGAAGAGAUACAGGGUAUCCUAUGGAGGAUGAAGUGCUCCAAGGGCUCCGGCGAGGAGCUGUCUACUUUGCCGCUUCCUCUACCCGACACUACCUCCUCUCCUUUCCAGUUCUCUCCCCUCCUCUCCCGUCGGCCCACCUUCUGGCAUGUCGAGCCCAGCCCUUCCCAGCCCACCAGUGAUAUUUUCAACAUCUCUGCCGAAGUCGACGCAUUUCUCGAUAUCAUCGAGGAUGACGCCAGCCCCACCCCGUACUGGGGAGCUAUCGAAGCAGGGGCUCUCUCCACCCGCUCUCAGCCACUUGUGCCUUGUCUCGUGUCUUCCUCGUCUCGUGCGGAGGCCAUGCCUACAUGUAAUCGCCGCCACUCUAGCGCUCACGUCAACCCACCCCACCUUGGUCCCAGCCCGAGCUUUGUUUCCAUACCUGCUCCUUCUUCUUCCUUCGAUCGCUCUCGCACCGUCCCGCAUAAUCAUUCGAGGACAAUCUACAGCUCUAUCCAGGCCCCGCUGGGUGACAGGUCCUUCCCGAAAGGUCGGCGGUUCUCAGCCCCGGAUAUCAGCAAUGAUGUUCUCUGGGGAGCAUCAGGGGGUCUGACAGAGAAACCCAUCAAGAGAGGAGAGCUGAAGGUAAGGAAUGAACAGCAGGACGAACAAGUCAAGAAGGAGAGGAAGGGGAUGAAGGCGGCAGCUCUCGCGGCUGAGAAAGAGCGGGCCAGGGCGGAGAAGAUCCUGGAUUUGUCAUACGCCCCCCGAGAGAAACAAGGCCCUGAACAGGGGAAGGAUAAGGCCGCUAAUGUCACCAAGCGCCUUGUUGAUUCCGAGCACUCCGCCCCUCCAAAGACUGUUAGCGUCACUGUGAAGCUUCCGGUCGUCAGAGAGACUAAAGGUUGUUUGAAUCUGGGAAGCAAACAGACUAGCUCUGGGACUAGUCAGCAGUCCAAAAAAGUCACUGCAAAGCCCCUUGCCACCUUACACCCCCCAUCACCUUCACCCUUCUUCGCUCCAAAUACCAAUGAAUCGUCUCAAAAAAAGCGCCACCGUCCAAAGUCUGCCGAGAGGGAGAUCGAGGACGAAAGCAAAUCCCAGCCUCCUGGGAAGAAGCCAAAGGGCUAUGGCACCUUGGACAGGGGCAAAAAGGGUGUACCUGUUGCAGACGUGAUACGGUACUCUGCUGAGGAAGAUCAAAUGAUUCUCCAAUCAUGGGACGGCCGACCGCCUCUCUCGGCGGAUACCCUUACGAGAAUGCAGACUUCUAUGGCCAUGAAAGGACAUCCUCCCAGAUCCAUUGCGGCUCUCAAGUAUCGUGUCCACCACAAUCUCAAGCCACAAUUCGACGAGAAGCGCCUGGCCUUGGCUGCCAAACGCGGUAGGCGAUAAUGGGCGCCCUCCCGUCACGACUCAUCACCUAUCAUCCAAUACGAACAUCAUAUGCCCAUUAAAGACUGCCGUCAUACACGCGCAAGCCUAUUGCAAUAGUCACCUAUGUUUCCUCACUCGCGUCUUAUCAAAGUUGUAUGAUCAUGUGGGUCGAGUAUCAUAAGCUCCUAAGGGAGUCCAAAGGACAAUCUUUUCCGCUUCGAUUCACAUGUUUCAUUUUACACCAUACUUCUGCCUAUGUCUGCUCGGUCAUACCACGUUUUUGUAUGCCCCACAUGCACAUAAAACCCCUCCGUCGCGUACGCGUCCGACUCAUACCGUCGCGUACGCGUCUUCUUUCGACUUCCAUGAGCGUUACGUAAAGCAUUGUCAUUCGCUCAGCAGAACGGAAUGCCGAAGAGUCGGUUGGUCUUGAUCUGCCCCC